AUGCUAGGCGGUAAUGGCAAGACUGAGCAUGAGGAGCAAACUAUAAAGCAGAUCCCUUCUGAAGAGUCAGAGCCCCAUGGCCUGACGUUGGGGGAGCCACUGAGGGGUGCUUUCUGGAGCCGUCACUCUAAGGUCACCUCAGAGAAGCUUCAGCCAUUUGACAAGAAGGCAGCGUCCAGCAGAGGCGGCUUCACAAACUCUCCUGCCUGGGCUCAUCAACCCGCCACUGGUGGAAGAGUGGAGGGAGCCCAGGCAUCAGAAGGCAGUGGUGGUGUCAGAAUGGGCCUCCUUUCAAAGCAGGGCCUCUCCAGAGAGCAGGCCUUUUAUAAAUGUGCUGAGUGUGGCAGGUGCUUCCACCAGCGUUCCGACCUUCACCGACAUCAGAAAGUCCACACUGAGCAGAAGCCGUACAAAUGCGAGGAAUGUGGUAAAGCCUUCAGAUACAACUCCAGACUGUCACGUCACCAGAAAAUCCACACCAGGGAGAAACCGUACUUGUGUCAGGAGUGUGGGCAGACGUUUAGCCAAAACUCUCACCUCCGGCAGCACCAGAAAGUCCAUGGUGGAGAGAAGCCCUACGAAUGCAAGGACUGUGGGAAAACCUUCCGCUACAACUCAAAACUCACUUUGCACCAGCGGAUCCACACCGGCGAGAAGCCCUUUAAGUGCAAGGAGUGCGGGAAGGCCUUCCGGUGUAGCCACGACUGCCUCCUCCACGAGCGAAUCCACACGGGGGAGAGGCCUUACGAGUGUAAGGAGUGUGGCAAGAGUUUCCGUUUGAAUUCCGUCCUGAUGCGCCACCAGAAAAUUCACACGGGGGACACCUCUUACGAAUGUAAAGAGUGUGGGAAGACCUUCCACGGGAGCUGGGCAUUUGUUCAGCACCGGAGGUUCCACACGGGGGCAAAACUCUACAGAUGUAACGACUGUUGGAAGACCUUCAGCUGUAGCUCACACUUUACAGUACACCAGAGAAUCCACACUGGGGAGAAACCCUUUGCGUGCCAGGAGUGUGGGAAGGCCUUCAACCAGAAAAUCACCCUGAUUCAGCAUCAGCGAGUUCAUACUGGGGAGAAACCUUACGAGUGUAAGGUGUGUGGGAAAGCCUUCAAGUGGAACGCAAGCUUCAUUCAGCACCAGAAAUUACAUAUGAGGAAGAAAGCCCCUGAAGUUGUAGGACCUCCCCCCGGCAAAUCUGUUUGUCCUGCUUCAGUCCCCUUGUCUCAGGCUCCCCAGUAUGCAUGCUCUGCCCCAGCCUUGCCCGGGUCCCCGCCGUCAGCUUCACACGCAGUGCUGCUUCCUCUCUCUCUGCCGCUCUUCCUGUUGCUCCCCUUACCUGGAAGGGUCAGUUCUCCUGUCCAAAUAUAGCACUUUUCUUCCCGAGCCUUGCUUCUGAGAAGUCAUCCCCCCAUGGCCUGGUGUGACCCUUCUGGUCUUGUGGAAGUCACUGUUAUAUUCCAGCUUCCUGUUAUUUCUAUUCAACUGGCCUUUGGAACCAGCCAAUUAGAUCUGCAUGCUGAACUAACAGAAGGCUUGGACGAUCCAGCCCCUCCCUCACGUUCUUCUGUUUUGGGUACCCUCGGGGCCCGGACCCUCCUUCACGGUUUCCUCCCGAUACGGUCCCUUCCUCUUUACUUCGUCUAUUACAAAAGGAUCCAGGUAGGAGCCCGGGAUCGGACCCCUAGGAGAAGUCCAGUUCGAAACCACUCUGCACACGCCAGCACUGCCCAAAGCUCCAGGUGUCCGGGGAAGCCAGGCUGGUCCGAGCAGGUUGAGCCCCAGCGCCCCGGGAGAGCAGAUGCAGGCGCCAACCCGGAAGAAACCCGGAAGCCCCGCGCACUGUCACCAAGCAGAUCGGCCCGCCCCUUCCGGCUUCGGACUGAGCCACGUGGGACGGGCCGCGGGUAUCAUCGAGCCGAGUGCCUCCGGCGGCCUAGAGAGGCGUCGCCCGCGCCGGGCUGGUUAACGGAAGUUUCCCGCGUUGCGGGGAGGAAGAACUUGGAAGUGCAAUGCCACAGUCGGCUGGGUUCUGGCGUGACUCGCUUUCCCGGGCGGCAUGUCAGCGCUCCCUCCCCGUAUCCAGAAGCUCGGGCCACCGGGGCCCUCCUGAAGCUGCGCAGCUGCUGCGCGGCCUUGGAACCCCUUGCCCGCUUAGGUGCGAUCUUCUUGCCCUUAACGAGGGAACUUUUUCCCCCACUGCCCUCCCGUGCUUGCUCCUGA
This is a messenger RNA of Sorex fumeus (smoky shrew), 2220 nucleotides long. It is a transcript of the gene ZNF619, whose product is annotated as zinc finger protein 619. NCBI's taxonomy places the organism in Eukaryota, Metazoa, Chordata, Mammalia, Eulipotyphla, Soricidae. The transcript has 3 exons. The record is from RefSeq and is a predicted model, not a curated record. Gene Ontology annotation, molecular function: RNA polymerase II cis-regulatory region sequence-specific DNA binding; DNA-binding transcription factor activity, RNA polymerase II-specific. Gene Ontology annotation, biological process: regulation of transcription by RNA polymerase II.